Neomonachus schauinslandi (Hawaiian monk seal) is the source of this 888-nucleotide messenger RNA. It is a transcript of the gene DIRAS1, whose product is annotated as DIRAS family GTPase 1. The transcript has a single exon. Bases 1 to 597 code for a protein of 198 amino acids. Gene Ontology annotation, molecular function: GTP binding; GTPase activity; GDP binding. Lineage: Eukaryota; Metazoa; Chordata; Mammalia; Carnivora; Phocidae. Gene Ontology annotation, cellular component: plasma membrane. Gene Ontology annotation, biological process: signal transduction. The record is from RefSeq and is a predicted model, not a curated record.
AUGCCUGAGCAGAGCAACGACUACCGAGUGGUGGUGUUCGGGGCGGGAGGCGUGGGCAAGAGCUCGCUUGUGCUGCGCUUCGUGAAGGGCACGUUCCGGGACACCUACAUCCCCACCAUCGAGGACACCUACCGGCAGGUGAUCAGCUGCGACAAGAGCGUGUGCACGCUGCAGAUCACCGACACCACGGGCAGCCACCAGUUUCCGGCCAUGCAGCGGCUGUCCAUCUCCAAGGGCCACGCCUUCAUCCUGGUCUACUCCAUCACCAGCAAGCAGUCGCUGGAGGAGCUGGGGCCCAUCUACCAGCUCAUCGUGCAGAUCAAGGGCAGCGUCGAGGACAUCCCCGUCAUGCUGGUGGGCAACAAGUGUGACGAGACGCAGCGGGAGGUGGACACCCGCGAGGCCCAGGCUGUGGCCCAGGAGUGGAAGUGCGCCUUCAUGGAGACGUCGGCCAAGAUGAACUACAACGUCAAGGAGCUUUUCCAGGAGCUGCUCACGCUGGAGACACGCCGGAACAUGAGCCUGAACAUCGACGGCAAGCGCUCCAGCAAACAGAAGAGGACAGACCGCGUCAAGGGCAAAUGCGUCCUCAUGUGAGCCCAGAAUGCCCGCCACCAGCCGGCCCAUGCCUCUCCCAACUCCCCUCCUCCUCCUCCUCCACUCCAAUCCUCCCUGCCCUCCUCCCCAUCUUCUUCUCUCUCCCUCUCAUCUCUUCCACUUCUCUUCCUUCACCCAGCGCCUCUGCGGGGGAGACCGAGGCCCCGGUGAGCCCGCGGCAGGUCUGGGGCUCCAACCUGGCUCUGCCGCAUGGCUCUGCCUCCCCGCCCCCACCCCCCAGGCCUGUCUGCACCCCCCAAAGCCACGUGCUGGAGGUGGCCCCCUGGAUCC